ACGGCCGCUCGACUGCUCCGCGGAGCCGUCCGGGCGCGCCCAGGCCACCGCCUCCAGUCCGUUCCCCCGGCAACGCCUCGGGCCGUUCCCCCGGCAACGCGCGGCCGUUCUCAGUAGCAGGGGCCAUGGACCAGGGGUCGGGCGCCGGGCCCCACCGGGCUCGCGGCUGCCUCGGCGCGCCGUCCUGCGGAGCGCGGGCUCCGGGGGCACCCUGGGCACGCUUCUCGGCCUGGCUGGAGUGCGUGUGUGUGGUCACCUUCGACCUGGAGCUGGGCCAGGCGCUGGAGCUGGUGUACCCCAGCGACUUCCAGCUCACGGACAAGGAGAAAAGCAGCAUCUGCUACCUGUCCUUUCCCGACUCCCACUCAGGCUGCCUCGGGGAUACUCAGUUCUGCUUCCGCAUUCGUCAGUGUGGAGGGCAGAGGCGCCCCUGGCACACGGAUGACAGGCACUGUGACAGUGGGGCCCCCGUGUCUCUGCAGAGGGAGCCCGCACACUACUUUGGCUACGUGUACUUCAGGCAGGUGAAGGACAGCUCUGUGAAGAGGGGCUACUUCCAGAAGUCUCUGGUGCUGGUGUCCCGCCUGCCCUUCGUCCGGCUGUUCCAGGCGCUGCUGAGCCUGGUUGCCCCCGAGUACUUCGACAAGCUGGCGCCCUGCCUGGAAGCGGUCUGCAAUGAGAUUGACCAGUGGCCGGCCCCUGUGCCGGGGCAGACCUUGAACCUGCCUGUCAUGGGAGUCGUCCUCCAGGUGCACAUCCCAUCCAGCGCAGACAAGCCUGAAUCCGGUCCUCCAAAGCAGUGCAGCCACAAGAACCUGCUGCCAGCCCCGGUCGUCCUCACCAGUGUCCAUGAGCUGGACCUGUUCAGGUGCUUCCGGCCCGUGCUGGCCCACGUGCAGCUGCUGUGGGAGCUCAUGCUUCUUGGGGAGCCCCUGCUGGUCCUGGCGCCCUCGCCCGCAGUGUCCUCGGAGAUGGUGCUGGCCUUGACCAGCUGCCUGCAGCCCCUCAAGUUCUGCUGCGACUACCGCCCCUACUUCACCGUCCACGAUAGCGAGUUCAAGGAGUUCACGACGCGCACGCAGGCCCCACCAAGCGUGGUCCUGGGAGUCACAAACCCUUUCUUUAUCAAAACGCUCCAGCACUGGCCCCACGUUCUCCGCAUCGGGGAGCCCAAGAUGCCAGGGGACCUUCCCAAGCAGAUCAAACUGAAAAAGCCCUCAAGGCUGAAGACCCUGGACACCAAGCCAGGCCUCUACACCGCGUACACGACCUACCUCCACCGAGACAAGGCCCUGCUCAGACGACUGCUUAAGGGCCUGCAGAGGAAGCGGCCGUCGGACGUGCAGACUGCAGUGCUGAGGCAGCACCUCCUGGAGCUCACGCAGAGCUUCAUCAUCCCUCUGGAGCACUACAUGGCCAGCCUCAUGCCCCUGCAGAAGAGCAUCACGCCCUGGAAGACCCCUCCCCAGAUCCACCCCUUCCGCCAGGACGACUUCCUGCGUAGCCUGGAGCGCUCGGGGCCCCAGCUCACCUGCCUCCUCAAGGGCGACUGGCUGGGCCUCUACAGGCGGUUUUUCAAGUCCCCCCAUUUUGAUGGCUGGUACCGACAGCGGCACAAAGAGAUGGCCCAGAAGCUGGAGGCCCUGCACCUCGAGGCCAUCUGUGAGGCGAACCUCGAGAUCUGGAUGCAGGACAAGUCCGAGGUGGAGGUCGUGGAUCUGGUCCUGAAACUUCGGGAGAGGCUGGUUCGGGCACAGGGCCACCAGCUCCCCGUGAAGGAGGCGACGCUGAAGCGGGCGCGGCUGUACAUCGAGACAGUCGUCGGCUCCCUGCCCAAGGACCUGCAGGUCGUCCUGUGCCCUCCCUAGGAUGGGGCCCAUGGCCCGGGGCCUGGCUGCCCCUCGGGGCCUGGGUCUGGCCGAGAUUCCCUCCCCCCAGUCAAGCAUGAGAUCCCCCACCCAAGCUUCCGGUUGCCCCUGGUCCCCCACCUGGCACCACCAUCAUCCCAGCAGACAAGGUGGCAUUUGGAACUACAGCCUGGCCCCUGACUGUUGGCGGAUCACGUGCUGCAGAGCCUCCCCUCCCCCUGGGCCCCACCUGUCCUCUCCAGGGUCUUAGGCAGGGGUGGGGGGCAGGCUGUGAGCCCUGCUGAUCUGAUCUGGGCCAAGGCCACACACCCCUCCAGGAGCCCAUCUGCCCAAGCCCUGCAGGCCCAAGCGUUGCAUCUGAUGCGUCCUUUAGACCCACCAGGCUGCCCAGCUCAGGACGGAAGGAGGCGGCUGACAGGCAGACCCCUCUCCUCACACAGCCCGCCCCCCGCCUGUCUUGCCUGGGGGCUGAGGGGGGAACCUCGCCUGCGGUCAUCACUUGGGAGGGGAGAAGCCGCUUUGCCCGGAGAAGAGCUGUGCCCUGUGGUUCGCUGGGAUGCCGCCAGGACCCGCGUGGCUGCCAGGCGGGUCCAGGGCAUUGUCUUUGUUCCACUCCUGGGACACCCCACUGGGCACCUUCUCCGUUCACUCUGCCCUGCGCUGCUGCUCGUCGGCUGGCAGGCCCUCGAGUCACCCCCGUGUCCAUGCAGCCCCACAGGCAGUGAGGGGCUUGGACUCUAGCCUGACCAGGCCCGCGGCCUUGGGGCACCAUGCUCCUCGGCAAGGAGUGAAAGCCCCUCAGAAGGGAUCCACGCCCCCAUAUGACACCUUGGAGCACUGGGCCAAGCAGUCACGUGCUGUCAAAGGCACCAUCACAGCUCAGCGCACAGUGGCAGCUGGUGGGGGGCAGGGCAGGGGGGGAGGCGCGGACCCAGAGCUGCAGGCCUUUGGGUAAGUCCCACCGAACCCAACCCCAGAUGCCUCACCUGAGGCACAAGGCCUCGUAGAUGCCCGCGUGGGCCUUGGAGGCAACCUGAGCUGAGUCCUGGCUGAGCGAUGGGGUGCGGGAGGCAGGCCGAGCGGGGGGCUUUCCCUUCUCUCCUGAUUCCCCACAGUCCGUGUCCUGGGAUGGAGCAGUGACGCAGCCACUCCUCCCAAGCGGAGUUCGGUGGAGCUGCCAGAUGCCAGAGGCGCUGGCCUCAGAGCUGCCAGCGUCGUCUCGUCCGGCCCUGACCACUGCCUAGGACAGCCCGGCGCGUCCGCAGCCUGCAGACAGCUGAGCUCGGCCUGGUGUGCGACCGCAGUCAGAGGACAGAAUCGAGGCAGCAGAGGGAGAGGCGAGCUGGAGGCCCUCAAGCGAGGAAGGACUUCGUGGCCCCAGUGCCACUUUGGAAAGUCUGCCCCGCUGUCUGGCCGUGAGGGGUGUGCCCCGGCACACUGCACGGCCCCUUCCCUUGGCUUUCUGAGGGUGACUGCGGGUGAUGGAGGGCUGCAGGGGAGCGGCUCAAGGGGGCCUCCGCAAAGCCCUCCGGGACUUUUGCCUCCAUCGACCCAGGAAGGCACAACCUGAUUCCCCCGAAUCCUUGCAUGCUCCCUCGAGGACUGCUUGAGUCCACGCAGCAGCCCCUCACAGCGGCUUGUCCUCAGGAACACUGGUGCAGCGGGAUGUCGGGGGAGGGACGCCUGGCAGAGUGGGCAACACUGCCCAGGGUGGAAUCCAAAGCUGAAGGGUACAGGUGGGAGGAGGUCCCUCCCCUGGAGUGCCUGCGGCUGUCGGGGGGGCCUCCUCCUCACAGCCUGACCCCCCUGCCCAGACAGGGGCCUGAGGGUGCGGGCUGGGGGUGGAGUCCUGCCAACUCCAUCGUCUCCCCCAUAAGACCCCGGGUUCCCUCUCAGGAUCAGGUCAGCUCCGGCUGGGCUGAGCCUCUGUCCCCCCACCAGGCUGGGGACAGGCAGUGAGGAGGGAGGAAGGGGCAGGAAGAUCAAAAGAGGCAGACCCACCACCUACUAGAGCCCCGUGGACAGGAGGCCUGGACGGACAGGAACCAGUGGUCCAAGAGGGCGCUGUGGUCGGCGGCCAGUACGUGAAGCCGCCUGCUUUUGGGGAUCGUGUGUGGGCCUGGUGUGAUGGCCGGGAUGGGGGUGGGAGGGCAGUGGGCUGAUCCAGGGACAGGAAGGACAGUCUUCACCCCCAAGCUUCCUGCACUCUAUUUAAAGACUCCGUUUUAGUCUGCGAUGGUGGACUUCCCACAUCUUUGGUAUUAAAAUGUCCUUCUGUGACUCGA
This is a messenger RNA of Globicephala melas (long-finned pilot whale), 4153 nucleotides long. RefSeq names its product DENN domain containing 6B (gene DENND6B). Gene Ontology annotation, molecular function: guanyl-nucleotide exchange factor activity. Gene Ontology annotation, cellular component: recycling endosome. The record is from RefSeq and is a predicted model, not a curated record. NCBI's taxonomy places the organism in Eukaryota, Metazoa, Chordata, Mammalia, Artiodactyla, Delphinidae.